GUUGUCGACGAAGAACAAUGUAAACACCGCUGCCAUUCGGAACCUGGCGCACCUGUAAACAUCACGGAGCAGACAGAUAAUAGGAUCUUCCCGAUGUGCCUUUGGAGUUUGUUGUGGGCGUUCUGUUAGCGGCGAAGAGAUGUCGGACCCUCUGCCGGUGUGGUUCGCGGUGCAGGCGGAGCUGCUGGGCCACGAGGAGGAGCUGGACUCGCAGUCUCGGAGCUGUUUCGACUGUUACGACGACGCCACUUUGUUCGAGUUGUUCCACCUCACGCGCGCUUGCGUCGAGUUCGUGGCCGACAUCGUGCGCGGCCGCAUGAAGAAAUUCCUCCUCAGCUCGUUGUCCUUGGACGCCAUGAUCAUGACGACGCUCAACUUUUACGCGCGCGGCUCUCAUUCCACCGCCCUGAAGAAGCGCUUCGACCUCAAGACGGACUGCGACGACGUCGUGUUCACCGUGUCCGAAGUGGUCGCCGCCAUGUCCGAUCAGUUCAUCUCCUUCCCGCAGACGCGCAGAGCCAAAAUCGACAUGGCCCACAUGGUGGAGGACUUCUGCGGGAUCCCGGACGUGCUGGGCUUGCUGGCCCCGGCUCACUUCAAGAUCACCCAAGGACCGCUCGACUUGCACUUCAACUCACUGGGCUACGCGUCCGUGGUGUGCCAGAUGAUUUGCGACCUGGACGGAAACAUCCUGAGCGUGGAGCAGUGUUGCGCGGGCGGCACGCGCGAGCAAGAUUUGUGGGGCACGUCCAUCAGGGGACGAGAGAUCGAGGAAGAACUCUAUGGACAAUACUGGGUCAUAGGAGGGGACGGCUACGACUUAAGCAAACGCGUCCUGACCCCCGUGGCUGAACCUCAAGACGAGGCGCAGAGGAACUUCAACGUGGCCCACGCCAAGAUCCACGCCGCGGCCCAGAGCACGCUGCGCUCCCUGAAAUGGCGUUUCAGGUGCUUAACGCAACUCGGCUUCGAGCAGCACAAGCUGACCAACAUCAUCAAGGCCUGCUGCGUCUUGCACAACAUUGCCAAGAAGUUCUCGGUCCCCCUGCCGCUGGGAGAGGACCAAUUUGAGGACCCCCAGCCGAGGAACCCGCGCAGCGAUUCGGCCGGGAUUUGCCCAGACGUUCUGAGGGCUCGACAGGAACUCAUCGAUUAUCACUUCUCCGUGAUACCUUGUCAAGAGGAACUAGAAUGAUGACGCCGCAUUGAAGGAAACACCCCCCCCCCCCCCAAUGUGGGAAGGAGGACAUUUACGUCAUUCUUAUGACACCAGAAGGAUUUAUUUUCUCUUUGUAAAAAUGAAUUUCUUGUCUUGGAUUUCAGGUUGAGGUGAGACAGUUUUACGCGGAUAUCUUCUCCCCAAGUGGAAAAAUGUUUCCAAAGCUCAUGUCCUUGUCAAUAGAAGAUUUGGAAACGCUCUUUGGCGUGUCAUUUCACAUCCAAGUGCUAUCCUGUUUCAGAUUGCAGUUUUGUGAAACUCUCGCGGUUGGCAUAAAUGACAUCCACCUUCUGGGAGAUGUUUUCAUCGCCCUCCCCUGGAGACUGCAGACAGUCCAUGAUGCACCGGUGCAGGAAAACAUACUGGGACUGCAAAGAGAGCAGACCAAGAAUCCGUUGGAAACAAGCGCUCUCCCCACAUUUUUGCACCACGGACUGGGGUGAACACGAGGACGGGAACGUGAAAACGGGCGCUGCGGCCUUACCUCGGUCUGCACCAUGUGCGGCCGCCGCAGUCUCAUGUUGUGUAUGAAGGCGUUGAUACCAACUUCCUUGUCUCUGUGCAGCUGCUGAAGCAGAACAUCCAAGGCGAUAAUGGUGCCAGUCCUGCCUACCCCUGCACUAAAAGACAAAAAAAAAAAAGACACAGAUGUGUCAUCUCGUUGACACCCCAUCUGCCCCCACCCCACCAUUGUGUGUUCCGCAUAAAUGGCCAAUAAAGAUUCCGAUUCAAGUCACAA
Messenger RNA from Hippocampus zosterae (dwarf seahorse), 1958 nucleotides. Its product is annotated as putative nuclease HARBI1. Bases 140 to 1195 code for a protein of 351 amino acids. Lineage: Eukaryota; Metazoa; Chordata; Actinopteri; Syngnathiformes; Syngnathidae. The transcript is spliced from 2 exons. The record is from RefSeq and is a predicted model, not a curated record.